Molecule: messenger RNA, 1384 nt
Organism: Camellia sinensis
Lineage: Eukaryota; Viridiplantae; Streptophyta; Magnoliopsida; Ericales; Theaceae
Source: RefSeq, a predicted model, not a curated record
UAACAGUAUAAUUUUCCAAAAGGGAGGGAGGGAGGCAGGCAGGCAGGCAGGAAAUUCUUUAAUGGGUGAUGACGUGGCAAGCACUAUAUAUGUAUUGUGUAUUCUCCCACCCAAUGGCCACCAUUCAUCUCUCUCCCAGGAGCCUUCUUUCUUCUUCCUUCACAUUUCUUCUACAAAAUCAUAUAUGAUAGAUGUAUCAUAAUCUUUUAAGAAGAUAAAAAAGAAAGAAAGAUGGGUGCUAAUAAUAACAUUCAUCUUCUUGAAGAAGAGAAGGCUCCUGGAGAUCAUUAUGAUCAUCAUGAUGAUCACAACAAUUCUUAUGGUCAAAACGAAGAAGAAGAAGAUCAUUCUUCUGAUAGUAACUGGGCUGAUGAAGAUGAUGAUGAUGAUGAUGAUGAUGAUGAUGAAGAAGAUGAUCAUGAUCAUGAAUCUAAUAAUAGCAAUGAAUCUCAGGAGAGGGCUCUCUAUUGGGAAUCCCAGGAAUCCUUGCUUCAGGAAAUUGUAGAGCACCAUAGAUCAACAGGGGGGAAGUUAAGGAAAGAGAUCAACGGACUGAUAGAGAAGGCAAGGGAGACAAAUAUAUGCAAAUGCGUUAAUCCCAAAUCAGACGGUUGGUGCAGCAGGUGUUUGCGUCAAAGAGUAGUAACUAUGCUCUGCUGCAGAGGACUCCAUGCCACUCUCUGUACCUCUAAGUGGACCCAUACUCCCAAAUUUCCAGGAGGAACACACGAGUACAUUGAAGUGACAGCAAGCACACAAUCACGAAAGAAGCAAGUCAUAUUCUUGAUUGAACUGGAGUUUCGCGACGAAUUCAAGAUGGGAAAAGCAUGCAACGAGUACCACCACUUGAUUAAGCAGCUACCAGAGAUCUACAUUGGCAAGGCAGAGCACUUAAACGCCAUUGUUCGUGUGGUUUGUGAUGCAGCCAAGAGGUCUACCAUGGAGAAGAAAAUCCACAUGGGCCCAUGGCGAAAGACUAGCUUCAUGCAGAAGAAAUGGUCUGCUUCUUCUUCUUCUUCGCCUUCAAGGCAAGCUCAUAUUCCCAUAUGCUUUGCUGUGGAAGUCGUUUAAAAUCAUUGCUUGAACAUUUUCAAUAAUGCUAGUAACUUAGAAAUCGAAGAACACAAAAUCAGAGAGACAUACAGACGCGUAAAAUAUAUGGUUGGAUAUAAUUUUUCAGGAUUUGUUGAGGGAAUUGAAAAAUUGUGUAUGUCAAGUCAUUAUUGUGUUUGGUUUCUGAAAAUUUUGUGCAACUUAUUAUAUUAUUGGCACUGAGCACAAGUAUUGCUAUUUGUAUGGUGGAAAAACAUCCCUAUGGAACAUGCUAAUUAUGUAUUUUUUAUGGGUCAUUACCAUAUAUAAUAUUUAUAUAUUUGCAGUUAUA